GACGGACCACCACCGCCGCCGCCGCCGCCGCCACCGCUGUCAUACCGCGCCGGCAACACCAACAGCAGUGGUCGCCAGUCGGCAGUCACGCACCGCAACAGGAGCGGCGCGCACCGACUAGACGCACUUGCACGCAGCGCGUAAGCACGCACCAACCGUCCCGGGGUACCCGAGACGUCUUCCGAGCGCAUCAGGCGAUCGCAUUCGAUCAGAUUUGUACCGAGACGACGCUCGUCGUAGAAUAAUAUAAACAUUAAAUUAUAUCGAUAUCAUCUGAACGGUACGGCGAGGUCGCGAUGACCGAUUAUGCUCAGGCUUCGGCGGCCGACCCGUCGUGGACGUGGUGGAUGACCACGGCUGCGGCGGCCGUCCGCUUGCGUAACCUCCAGCAGCAGCAGCAGCAACAGCACCACCACCACCACAAUCACCACCACGGAGACGGAAGCGGCAGCAGCGACGUGGACGACGAAUACGCCGGGCCCGGCGGCAAGCGACAGCGGAUCGGCGACGUCGUCAACAAUAAGGACGAGUAUUGGCCUUUCGAGCGAAACGACGGCGGCGGACUGCUGCAGCUGCGACACCGGCUAGAGCCGAACGACGCGGCGUCCGCGGGCCCGCUGGACUUGUCCGUGAAAGCCACUCUGACGACGGCCACGGCCACGACGACUGCGCGCGUGGUGGGCAAACGCGCCGGAUCCGACGGAUAUCCGGCGACCACGACGGAAAACGGCCCCGGCCGCGACGGGGCGAACCGCGGUAAGUCGUCGAAAAACGCGGCCGGCGGCGGCGCGUCGGCCUCGACGACGGCGGUAAAAGCGGCCACGCGAAAACUGCUGCCACAGCUCAUGCUCGACCGGCACGUGGACAGGUCGUCGCCGGUAUCCGGCACGAUCAUCGUACCGGCCGGUCCCGAAGAACCGAUGGCCGGCGCCCGGAAACGGCUGCCGUCGUCCUCGCCGUCCCUGUCGUCGUCGUCGUCGCUGUCGUCGCCCCCGUACUCGGCACCGGCCGACUGUGGCGGCGGCGGUGCACAGGACGGCGACCCGCGGGACGAGGAAUACGACGGUGGCGACAUCGACCCCGAGUUCAACGUGGUCGUGGCCACCGACGAGGCUCGUCGCCAGAUCGAGAGCAUCCCAAACGCGCUGGGCCCGUACCGGUGCCGGCUGUGCGGCGUCCGGUACGUCGACGCCUUCGCGCUGGCCCGUCACCGGUGUCGGUGCAUCGUGCACGUCCGGUACACGUGUCCCGAGUGCGACAAGGUGUUUCAGUGUCCGGCCAACUUAGCGUCGCACCGUCGGUGGCACGGCACCGGAACCGCGGUGAAAACGACCGGCGCCGGUAAGAACUGCAAGACCGGCGACAGCAACGCCGGCAAACUGGUUAACAUCGCUCCCCACGUCGCCGCCGCUUCUGAUAUCGUCAGCGACAUAGCCGCCAUCGACGUCAACGACGGUGACGACGGUGGCAACGUAAUAGCGGCGCCAAUGACGUCCGCCUCGGGAUUUAAGAAGAACAUAUUACAGCGGGCUGCGGCUGCUGCUGCCGCCGCCGCCGGCAACGACAACAACAACAACGACGGCGACAACAAUGACAACGACAAGAAGUGCAACGACAUCGCCAAAUGAGCGACUGCCGCGUCGCAGUUAUAGGUAUAUGAUAUUCAUUUAAAUUGCAUAAUAUAAUUGGUAGGUAAGCACAUUGAUAAUUUUACUGUUGGUUAGUAAUAAACAGCACAUGGGAACUUUUAAACAUCACAAUUGACGCCGUCUACCCGCGCGCUCGCCCAACGUCGUCGCGCCAAGGGUUAUACCUAAGUAGUUUUACACCACACGUUUUUAUUCAAAAAAGUAAAUUCUGUUUAAAUAGUUCGAAUGCAAUAAACCUCAGUUUUGCGUAUUUUUAUCGGUUCAAAAUUAUACUUUUUGAUACAAUUACUAACCUACAUACUCUGUACACCCAGUAUAGUCAUAUAACAAAAUUCUAGUCAAAAAACCUAAUAAUUCUAGUCAUAAAUAAUAAAAUAUAUGUAUGCGAUGUGUAUGAAAAUAAUUCUAGUCAUAUACGCGCGUGUACUCAUAUAUAAUAUUUAAUUAACGAUUUAAUGAUAAGAAAAAUAAUAUUAAUACCAUAUAAUACUAGAUAUUUAAGUCUAACACUUUGUUAGUGCCUUAGCGUAAUAUUAACAGUCUAGUCCAACUAGUAUAUAUUGUCUAGUCAUUGUAAUUUUUUACAAAAAUAAACUUAAUUCUAGUCUUUUAUAAAGCCUACCUUUCUCAUAUUAAAUUCCAUUCACGCAAUCAAUCAUCAUCUAGUACCUCCUCCCCAUCAUCUAUUUCACUAAACAAUCCUUUUCCUACUUAUAUUUUCCUACUAUAUUUUUAAGUGUUUUUUUUCUAUUCAUAAUGAACUUAAGCCUAAACUUCCUCGUGGAAAAUAAGUCUUCGCAUGUCGCUCGGCAGUGACGGGCAUUCAAGUCGCCUGCACAACCACUGCGGCACUACAGUAUUAUAUAUAAUGACAAAAUACAUAAUUUUAACUCAGUUCGAAUCCGUCACCACUGACUUAUAUGCGACAGACUCUGGGACAUAAUGUGUCAGUAUUUAUAUUAUAAAUUAAGUAUACCAACGACAAUGUUGUAUUGUUAUAUUAUUUUUAUAUGUUUAUGGAAUUAACUGUUAUUUAUAUUUUAUAAUUUAUACAUAUAUAUAUAUAGGUAAGUGUGAUAGUUGUCGAUGAUUGUCAAUAUAUGAGUUUAGGUGUAUAUAGUUUCAUAUUGACUAAAUUACGCCACUGUCACACUUCACGUUUAAUAUAGGUACAUUAUCAUUAUGUGUAUAGGUAGUAUAUAUAAAUAUUUAUUCAUUAAUUAUAAAUGUUACUAUAAAAAAAAACCGCCAUCAUACGGCAUGAGUAUAUUCUAGUCAUUUUUCCCCAGAUAUUAUAUAUUCAGACCAAUACCUAUAUAAAAUAUAGGCACGUCUUAUAUCCUUUCUCUCCCAAAUAAAUUUAAAUUAUAUUAUAAGAUUAUAUGUUUUGUAUAUAUUAUUUUAUUUUAAGCAGUAAAAAAAAAUAUCUAUGUUCAAUCGAAUAAAUUUAGACCAUGUAUAGUUUAAAGAAGUUAAAAUAAACUCUAGUCAAAGUAGUCAGUAGAAAUGUAGUUGAAAUACAAUCUAGUCAAGAGCAUAAAAUAUUUAGUCUAAAAGUUGAUCUAGUCAAGCAUAGUCAAUAAAAUAAACCUAAAUACCUACUGUAUUUUAAUAUAGUCAAGUCGAAAUAAAAUCUAGUCAAGCAUUGUGGGUUAUACAGGAGAUUUAAUAUUCUUAUGUAGUAUGUACUGUGUAUAAGUAUAGGUACAUUGGUUAUAUAGCUGAAACAUAAUCUAGUCAAGUCAGAAUCCAGCUUAGUCAAAAUAAAGUCUAGUCGAGAGGGUUUUAUACUACAUAGUUGACAAACCAUGAAUCAUAGUAAUAAUAUAAUAUGAUAUCGUAUAUGCAAUGGAAAUAUUAACCAAAUAUAUUUACCUCCAAGCAAAAUCGUCAAAUACAUGUGUUUAAGGGUAUUCGUAUUUUUAAUUUUAUAGUUAAUAAAUCUGAGUGAAUAUUUUAAAAUAAAUAUUAUUUACAGUAAUUGUAUCAAUAAGUCUAAAUACAUAGGUAUGUAGACGUGUGUGGUAAAUAAAAAAAUACGCGGCAGUCAUGAAUGAUAAAUAUGUGUACAAAAAAAUAAAUAAUAAUAAUAACAUUUAAAUAACCAACAAUAAUAUCAAUGUGUCUACUUACAAUCUAGUAAUAAUCAAUAUGUACACUUACGAAUACCAUGCUAUAUUAUGCAUGAAAUAUGUCUUUAACAACAAAAUGUAUUAAUUACUAUUUAUUGUAAUGUUUUAUAGACUUUAUUACUAUAAAAAU
Molecule: messenger RNA, 3911 nt
Organism: Melanaphis sacchari
Lineage: Eukaryota; Metazoa; Arthropoda; Insecta; Hemiptera; Aphididae
Product: insulinoma-associated protein 2-like
Biological process (GO): neuron differentiation; regulation of cell cycle process; negative regulation of transcription by RNA polymerase II
Cellular component (GO): transcription repressor complex; nucleus
Molecular function (GO): DNA-binding transcription repressor activity, RNA polymerase II-specific; RNA polymerase II cis-regulatory region sequence-specific DNA binding
Source: RefSeq, a predicted model, not a curated record